Molecule: messenger RNA, 2322 nt
Organism: Microthlaspi erraticum
Lineage: Eukaryota; Viridiplantae; Streptophyta; Magnoliopsida; Brassicales; Brassicaceae
Source: the annotation of a GenBank genome assembly
AUGUUCAUUCGAUCAGUCAUUCAGUUCUACUCAAAGCCGUCAUGGAUGCCUCGUCCGUACUCCUCCGGUAACACGGAAUUCAACAUCUCCGGCGAGGUCAUCAGCAUCCUAGCUAAGAAGAAACCGAUAGAGCCUGCUCUGGAGCCGCUUGUUCCAUUUCUCUCGCGGAAAAUCAUCACAUCGGUAAUCAAAGAUCAGGUCAAUCGGCAAUUGGGAUUCCGUUUCUUCAUAUGGGCAUCGAGAAGAGCGCGUCUCAGGAGCCGAGAGUCUUUCGGAUUGGUCCUCGACAUGCUCUCCGAAGAGAAUGGGUGCGAUCUGUACUGGCAGACAUUGGAGGAGCUCAAAUCCGGAGGCGUCUCUGUCGAUUCUUAUUGCUUCUGCGUUCUCUUAUCGGCUUAUGCUAAGAUGGGUAUGGCGGAGAAGGCGGUUGAAUCGUUUGGAAGGAUGAAGGAGUUCGAUUGCAGACCCGAUGUGUUCACGUACAACGUGAUAUUGCGAGUCAUGAUGCGAGAAGAGAUCUUCUUCAUGCUGGCCUUUGCUGUGUACAACGAGAUGCUCAAGUGUAAUUGUAUCCCAAAUCAAUACACAUUUUGUACUUUGAUGGAUGGAUUGUACAAGAAAGGGAGGAUGGGCGAUGCACAGAAGAUGUUCGACGAUAUGACUAGCAGAGGGAUUUCUCCAAACAGCGUUACGUAUACGAUUCUCAUUUCAGGCUUGUGCCAAAGGGGAAACGCUGAAGAUGCACUGAAGCUAUUCCACGAGAUGAAAUCGGACGGCCACACGCCUGAUUCCGUUGCACACAAUGCGUUGCUUGAUGGGUUUUGUAAAUUAGGUCGGAUGGUUGAGGCGUUUGAGCUGCUGCGGCUGUUUGAGAAGGAUGGUUUUGUGCUUGGUCUCCGAGGUUACAGCAGUUUAAUCGAUGGACUAUUCAAAGCUGGGAGAUUCAAUGAGGCAUUUGAGUUGUAUGCAGUGAUGCUGAAGAAGAAUAUCAAGCCUGACGCUGUUUUGUACUCGGUAUUGAUUACAGGGCUAUCCAAAGCCGGGAAGAUUGAGGAUGCAUUGAAGCUGUUAAGCAGCAUGCCUAGUAACGGCGUUAACCCAGAUACCCGCUGCUACAAUGCUGUUAUAAAGGCUCUCUGUGAGCAGGGACUUUUGGAAGAGGCUCGGUCACUCCGACUCCAGAUGUCAGAAACGGAGACUUUCCCUGAUGCGUUCACAGACACGAUCCUCAUUUGUGGUAUGUGCAGAAACGGGCUAGUUAGAGACGCCGAAGAGAUUUUCAAGGAGAUUGAGAAGAGAGGUUGUUCUCCUUCGGUUGCUACGUUUAAUGCUUUGAUCGAUGGGUUGUGCAAGUCCGGUGAGCUCAAGGAAGCGAGGUUGUUGCUGCAUAAGAUGGAAGUGGGGAGACCUGCUUCCUUGUUUCUCAGGCUUUCACACAGUGGAAACAAGAGUGUUAAUACCAUGGUGGAGUCCGGUUCGAUUCUCAAGGCGUACAAGGAUCUCGCGCAGCUUGCUGAUAGCGAUAGCUCUCCAGACAUCAAAACGUACAAUGUUCUGAUAAACGGGUUCUGCAGAGAAGGAGAUAUUGACGGUGCUCUCAAGCUGCUCAAGGUGCUUCAGCUUAAAGGUUUAUCACCUGACAGCGUCACUUACAACACUCUCAUCAACGGACUUCAUAGGGUCGGCAGAGAAGAGGAAGCUUUUAAGCUCUUUUACGCGAAAGAUGACUUCAGGCACAGUCCCGCGGUUUACAGAUCGCUCAUGAAGUGGACAUUCCGGAGAAGAAAGAUUGCGUUUGCUUUUAGUCUAUGGAUGAAGUACCUGAAGAAGAUGUCUCGUCUAGACGACGAAGCAGUUAAUGAGAUUGAACAAUAUUUCAAGGAUGGGGAAACCGAGAGAGCUCUUAGACGGAUACUUGAAGUGGAUACCAAGAAAGACGAGUUAGGUUUUGGACCUUACACAAUAUGGCUGAUUGGGUUAUGCCAAUCCGGUAGGUUUCAGGAGGCCUUGAUGGUGUUUUCGGUUUUAAGGGAGAAGGAGAUCCUUGUCACACCUCCGAGUUGUGUCAAACUGAUUCAUGGGCUCUGCAAAAGAGAACAGCUUGAUGCAGCGAUAGAUGUGUUCUCGUACGCUCUAGAUAACAAGUUCAAGCUGAUGUCUAGAGUCUGCAACAACCUCUUAAGAUCUCUAAUGGAAUCAAGAGACAAUAUGGAGGUUGCUUCUCAGCUUGUAAACAGAAUGGAGCUUGCAGGGUACGAUGUUGACUCGAUGCUUCGGUUCAGUCUUUUGAAACGUCUUAGACGUAGAAAGAUCAGGUCUUGA